AUGAAAGUACCGCAUCACGGAGAAAAAGGGACCCAAAAGAGACGGAGAGAUCUCAUAUCUCAUGCCCCCUCGCUGGCUCGCGAUGGGUGUAUAUGUAAGAAAAAGGCAAAUCUCCUCCUCCUCGCUCCUUCCCUCCCUCCCUCCCUUCCCGACGUGGACCCCCGUAUAAGCUCCCAUGCACGCGCCACCCGUGCACGCCAUGGUAUGUCGCGCGCACGCAGUCGUCUCUCGUUUCGCUACGCUGUCUGCGCGUCGUGA
Molecule: messenger RNA, 258 nt
Organism: Mesocestoides corti
Lineage: Eukaryota; Metazoa; Platyhelminthes; Cestoda; Cyclophyllidea; Mesocestoididae
Source: the annotation of a GenBank genome assembly